Aspergillus lentulus is the source of this 813-nucleotide messenger RNA. Its product is annotated as HpcH/HpaI aldolase family protein. Lineage: Eukaryota; Fungi; Ascomycota; Eurotiomycetes; Eurotiales; Aspergillaceae. Gene Ontology annotation, cellular component: cytoplasm. Gene Ontology annotation, molecular function: aldehyde-lyase activity. The record is from RefSeq and is a predicted model, not a curated record.
AUGCAGGCAAUGCAAGCAGCGAAUCGACUCCAGCGGGCUCUCCGUACCGAGCGCGGAUUGUCCUUUGGUGCGUGGCAGAUGCUUCCUGGGGCGAACCAUGCGCGGUUCAUGGCUAGGACGGGGUAUGAUUGGAUUUGUGUGGAUACGGAGCAUGGGAAUAUUGCUGAUUGGCAGAUGCAUGAGGCUGUGGCUGCUAUUGCUGCUACGGGGGUGAGUCCCAUUGUGCGGAUUGCUGCGAAUGAGGGGUGGAUGGUGAAGCGGGCCUUGGAUGCGGGUGCUCAUGGAAUCGUCGUGCCUCUUUUGUAUACUGCUGAUGAUGCGCGGAGGUUGGUGGAGUCUGCCAAGUUCCCCCCGGUUGGCCGGAGAGGCUUUGGGAGUCCAUUUGCCAUGGGCUCUAUUGGUGGUGUUUCUGGAGUGGAGUACCUCCAGGGGGCCAACGAUGCUCUGCUCACUAUCGUGCAGAUUGAGACGAAGGAGGCAUUUGAGAAUGUAGAGGAGAUUGCCAAGGUCCCCGGCAUCGACGUCCUGUUCGUCGGACCCUGGGAUCUGGGAAACAAUAUCGGCCGUCCCGUCACGGGCGCAUUCCAUGAAGACCUCAAGGCUGCGAUUGAGCGGAUCCGCAAGGCUGCUGUCGAUAACGGAAAGAGGGCCGGUAUCUACUGCGUCGGUGGUGCGGCUGCAAAGAAGUACGCCGACCAGGGUUUCCACAUGAUCUCCGUCGUCGCCGAUGCUGUCGCUUUGCCCACAUUCCUUGCGAACGCCCUUGAAACUGCCAAGGGUAGCAAGACUGAUGCCGCCGUUCCCACCUACUAG